UAAAUAUUUUUUUAUUAACACUAAUAUGAUGCUAUAUACAAACAUCAUUUCCGCUUCCAGUUAAGUCUUUUGGAUUUUCGAUGCCUUUUGUAUCGUCAGCAUAAAACAUGGAUAACCGUUCCAUUUCAAAGAAGAGAAAGUUUGUUGGAGAUGGAGUUUUCAAAGCUGAAUUAAAUGAGUUCUUAACUCGUGAACUAUCAGAAGAUGGAUAUUCGGGAGUUGAAGUACGCGUCACUCCCCAUCGUACAGAAAUUAUCUUGCUAGCAACUCAUACGCAAAGUGUUCUUGGAGAAAAAGGUCGUAGGAUUCGAGAAUUAACUUCUGUUGUACAAAAACGAUUUAAUUUCAAAGAAACACAAAAUAUUGAAUUAUAUGCCGAAAAAGUAGCAACACGUGGUCUUUGUGCGAUUGCUCAAGCAGAAUCUCUACGUUUUAAAUUAAUUGGAGGUCUUGCUGUACGAAGAGCUUGUUAUGGAGUACUUCGUUUUAUUAUGGAAUCAGGAGCAAAAGGUUGUGAAGUGGUUGUUAGUGGUAAAUUACGUGGACAAAGAGCAAAAUCAAUGAAAUUUGUUGAUGGAUUAAUGAUUCAUUCUGGAGAACCAACUAAUGAAUAUGUUAAUACUGCAACUCGUCAUGUACUUCUUCGACAAGGUGUACUUGGUAUCAAAGUAAAAAUUAUGCUCCCAUAUGAUCCUCAUGGCAAGACAGGUCCUAAAAAACCUCUUCCAGAUUCUGUUUCAAUUGUUGAACCAAAAGAUGAAGUUUUUCCUUCGCAACCAACAUCUGAAGUAAAAGCAUCAAAGGAUUUACCACAACCAAUACCACUUGCAGUGUAAUUUAUAUAAAAGUGAAAAUAAACUUUUAAAAGAAAUA
Molecule: messenger RNA, 873 nt
Organism: Apis florea (little honeybee)
Lineage: Eukaryota; Metazoa; Arthropoda; Insecta; Hymenoptera; Apidae
Gene: RpS3
Product: ribosomal protein S3
Biological process (GO): positive regulation of apoptotic signaling pathway; translation
Cellular component (GO): nucleus; cytosolic small ribosomal subunit
Molecular function (GO): structural constituent of ribosome; RNA binding
Source: RefSeq, a predicted model, not a curated record